Maniola jurtina (meadow brown) is the source of this 1358-nucleotide messenger RNA. It is a transcript of the gene Ubc13, whose product is annotated as ubiquitin-conjugating enzyme E2 N. The coding region runs from base 239 to 694 and encodes 151 amino acids. The record is from RefSeq and is a predicted model, not a curated record. NCBI's taxonomy places the organism in Eukaryota, Metazoa, Arthropoda, Insecta, Lepidoptera, Nymphalidae. The transcript has a single exon.
AUUGUCUUUGUCACACCACAGUAAAAAAAUUGAAGUUGGUACUCUAACCAUCGCUUUUAUAGUUGCGUUUUCAGCUUUAUCAUGGCUAAAAUGCUGUUAUAAUUUAUAAGUAUAGAAUACGUACGUGCCUCAACUAUUAUUAAAAAUACGUGAAGUGCAAAGACAAUUUGAUAUUUUAAACAAAUUAUAUGAAUAGGUACCUGCUUUUUGACAAAUUGCGCUAGACCGCAUAAAUAAAAUGGCAGCCCUACCACGUAGAAUAAUCAAAGAGACACAGCGAUUGAUGCAGGAACCCGUGCCGGGAAUCAGCGCGGUGCCCAGCGAGAACAACGCGCGCUACUUCCACGUUAUCGUCACCGGCCCGGAGGACUCGCCGUUCGAAGGAGGACUAUUCAAAUUAGAACUAUUUCUGCCAGAGGACUAUCCUAUGUCAGCGCCGAAGGUUAGGUUUAUCACUAAAAUUUACCAUCCGAACAUAGACCGGCUAGGCCGCAUAUGCCUCGACAUCCUGAAAGACAAAUGGAGCCCCGCGCUGCAGAUCCGCACCGUGCUGCUGAGCAUUCAGGCGCUGCUGUCGGCGCCGAACCCCGACGACCCGCUGGCCAACGACGUCGCGGAGCUGUGGAAAGUGAACGAGAGCGAAGCCAUCCGAAACGCGAAGGAGUGGACCCGGAGAUACGCCAUGGACAACUGAGCGCGGCGGCGCGCCCGAGCCCCCCACGCGCUGCACCAAGUGGACGAAACUAACAUAUAUAUCAUGAUUUUAAGAGUGCAAGUUAUGUUUCACUACCUAGAUCGAGUAACUUGUGAAGAGACAAUUGUGGACAAAUUUUUAUUAUCGGCGGAGGCCGGCCUCCAGGCGCCGCCCCGCGCCCCGUAGCCUCGCCCCCGUGUCUCCGAGUAGUCCGGCAAGCCCACAGGUUAUCCUUUACCCUAUCACAUGUAGCUUGGUUAUGAUAUUAGGUACGCAUAUUUUUUUACUAUAAUUAUUAAAAUAGCUAAAUAUAAAAUUCCUGAAACCCUAUUGUAUAUAUUUUAAUAGUUGAACAAAUUUGGUUAAUUUUAUACAAAGGAUAGUGUGUGGUCACAGAGUUCGAUGCCUUUGUAUAUCUAAUCUGCGUGCAAGUGCAACUAUGAAAUAUCAGUUUUUGAUCUCUGCCGAUACUGAUUUUUGUUUUGUCAUAGUUGAAUUGAAUAUCAAGUAAUUUAUUUUCCAGUGACUAUCUGCAUAAAAUAAUUUAAAAAUGAAUCUUAUGUACUAUUUACAUCUUGUAUAAAAGGUUAUCAUUAAAUUGUAUUUAUGUACAUUUGAUUUGGCUUUGUGAGAAACUUGAAAAUACAUAAUAAACAAACGCUAA